Messenger RNA from Caenorhabditis auriculariae, 5305 nucleotides. NCBI's taxonomy places the organism in Eukaryota, Metazoa, Nematoda, Chromadorea, Rhabditida, Rhabditidae. The record is from the annotation of a GenBank genome assembly.
AUGAAACUUUUCUUGGCAAUAUUCCUCGUGGUCUUAAUCGAAAAAGGGUCUUCGGAAUGUUCCUGCAAGACGAACGCUUCGGAAUGCGUCGUUUCUUCCAAAAUGUCCCUAAAAGGCCGAAUCCAAGCCAUCAAAGACGUCAACUCCACUGAACUGCUUGAGACCGUCAUCGUGGUUUAUGUCGUUGGUUGGUUUUUUUAAUUCAUUUCCUCUUUUUUCAUUUUGAAUCAAUCAAUUUUGAGCUAAAAAUUCAAGAGAGAAAAAUGAGCAAUUUCAGGACUUGAGAACGUCAACGGCCAGAAGUACGACUUGUUGCAGGUACAAAAUUUUAAAAAUCUUGAAUCUCUCAAGUUAAUUUCAAAAAAAAAGGAUCGCUGAAAAAUUUUAUGACUCGAAACAGAUACGUUUUUGGUGUUUUUGGUGCAGUUUGAAAUCUAUUGUAGCUAAAAAAAAAUUUUUGGAUUAUAGCUCUUUUUUUCAUUUUUCUCCCCAAAUGAAUGCAAGCCUUUUUCUCACAUUCUCAUCAUUGAAUCAAUCAAUUCUCAAAUGUUUUAUUUCUCACCCACAAGUACUAAAUUUCACGAAAUAGAUGUAGGGAGAGUUUGGGAACAUAUGUGUCGGAACUUGUGGUGAUGGAGGGAAGAGGACUCGCGGUCGUGUUAACCCCCCACAAUCAUCAAUGUUUAUUGGUUGUUUUAGUCAGAUGAAACCGACUCGGAAAAAUUUUUUUUUCAAAUUUAUCGCCCAUCUUUUUCAAAAACUCUCAUAAAAAUUUCCUUCAACCCAUAUCUUCUCAAAGAGUUUUUUUUUUGAAAAACAAUUUAACUUUUUGUUCAUCUCAAGCCUGUUUUGAAUGAAACAUAUGGAAUGGUUGUAUAAAAAGCUUCGCGUCACAACUUAGUUAGCAUUUCUUUUUUUAAGAACGAAUCCUCCCUGACUAUCGAUUGGCUUCCAAUGAACCACGACGUGAUCGAACCUUCGAGAGCUCCUCCGAAGCUCAAAAGCGUCCAGAUGGUUGACGUCGGCAACUCGACCCUCGCCAUUGUCGUAGAACUGCUUUUCGAUGUCCUCAACAUGAAACUCCGUUCGACUUAUGAGAUCCGAGUAAUAUUUUCGAAAAAACCUCCUUCGUCACCACGUUACACAACCUGACCGGUCUGCGUUUUCUUAUUUGGGCUUUUCUUUGUAAAUUUGUUUCACAGUUUCGGCGAGGAUGAAGAGAGCGCAGAUACGGUAUGGACUGUUUUGCUCAGAUUUUCAUGGUUUUUGCUCUCUUCCGAGCUACAGAACCCUUGAGGAAAAGAGUUUAAGGAAAGAGUUCUGUAGCUCUGAGGGAAAUAAAAAUCGUGAAAAGCUGGCGCCGAACAGGCUAUAGAAGGUGUUCCAAUGUGGUGAAGGAUUUUAUAUUUAUUUUGAACGAACUUCUCAGAUCAACUCGGUGUAUGACAAGGAGUGCGGUCGAAUGGUGCCCCUCACUUCGAAGGCUUCUCUCAAUGUCACGUUCGCUUGUGAAAGGAUUUUGAAUGCAGACUGCAAGAACGCCGUCAAAAGUUGGAAUGUGAACUGAUCAGUAGGAAGUCCAAGGUUUAGUCGACCAUCAUCCAGUUUGCAAUCUGAUGAGGAACUACCACACAAAAGUCGUUGAGACUGGGGAUUUGCGCGAGGUCGAUGUCCUUGUUUCUGUGGAACGACAGCGGCAGAAGAAGAUCAAAUAUUUCGCAGUUCAUUAUGGUUUGCAGAGAAUCUUCUUGUUCAAUCAAGAAUCAUUUUUACAGGCCAGUGUGAACAUGAAGACGAGGUAGAGCAAGGCUGCAUCUUAGACUUGCAGAAAAGUCAGACUUCCCGGUUCUGCGUGACGAACAAGUCCAACUGUCCUCAUGUAAAAUCUGUCUCGAUGAAAAUUUCUGAAUAAGCAAUGUUGUCCGCUAACCGUGCGACUUCUAAGUCAUUUUUUUCAUCCUGAAUGUAGUUUUUAACGUUGAUUCCAAAUUUUGUUCUCGAAAACUGCUUCGAGGCUUGUGAAGAGAGUUAGGGGCUCUCAAAGUUCAGAUUUUCGGUGUCUCAGAAUACGUUCAUUUUGUGAGAAUUGUUUCAGGACCGUUCGUACAAUGUGACGAUAUCUCCGUUCAUCGAAGGUCGGUAUGGAAUCCAAGUUUGCGGUGUGAUCGACAAGCGUUUCGAGUACCCUCCGAUUGUUGGAGGAGUCAGCAAAAUCGUCGCCGAUCAGUUAUAUUGUCAGUCUCGGAGCUUGAAUAUCAAUAAACGAAAGAUUUCAGUGUCCUCCACGGCGAUGUCGAUGUCGGUGGUGGCUUCGUCUGCAGACUCUCUGACUAGGACUUUAUUCGGCUAUGCUGUAGUCAUCGCCAUGCUCAUUUUGAUCUUACUUCUGUUGUUGAUAUACAAGUGCGCCAUGGGCAAGAUCGUCUGCUGUAGGCGACAAAAGAAAAGGUUCACGCCAGAAUUUCUUUGGUCGCAAGGGGAAUGGCUCAAUUUGGGAGCUAAAAAUUGCAAUCUAAUUAGACAUGUUCUGAAAUUUCAAAAGGGGUUGAGGCUCGAAAAAUGUACUUUCAUAUGCUGGUUCUGAAUAGCUCGAAUUGAACACUUUAAUCUCGGAGGCGCGCAAGUCACACUGCGGUCGGUCGCAUCUACAAAGUGCCUGCGUCACACGUCAUUUCGACCUGAGCCAUUCUUCGAGUCAUUCUUUCAACUGAAAACUUUUUUUCUGACGGAAACAUACUUUUCUGGAUUUGGAACACUUUUAUGCCGUGUUCAAUUUGAUUUCGCGAUAUGCAAAAUGAUAUCUGACUCUCCAAAAUUUAGUGAUCUUUUUCUUUCUCUAACGGGUAUUUUGAAUUUCGCAAUAAUUCUUUUUAGUAUUUUAUAAAAAGUUUUCAGCGACAUUUUCACCAUGGAUGAGACCAGCGUCAUCCUUUUCGAAGAUAAAGUCUUGGGCAAAGGCCGAUUUGGAACCGUUUAUUUGGGUAAUUUCGAUCAUUUCUUCUUCAAAAACAUCAAUUUCAGGACAAUUAUCAAGCGAUUGGCACGGGCCAGUGAUACUCGACGAGUUGCAAAGGGUCGCUGUUAAGGUCGGUUUAAAUUCCAACUUCUGACGAAAAUAACAGUUCGAAGACGAAAGCUGCUCUUGGGUCCAUUAAAAAAAAAAUUUAGAGCUCAAGAAAUGUGGAUAAGCAACAGCGACAAGUUUUCUUUGAUGAAAUGGAAGGCGCCAAGUACGUCGGAAGACAUUCUCGGUUCAUAGCUUUCAUUGGUUUGUGGUUUUAUUAUUCUAUGAAAUCCUGACCUGAACACAUGAAUAAUAAGAAUAGGAACUUUGUUGUAUUCUAAAUUUGUCUUUUAAAUUAGUAAAAGACCUGACUCCAUCAAAACGUUUCCAGGAACCAUCCCAACUCAAAAAGGCCUCCUCCAUGUCAUGGAAUACUGUUCCAAUGGAAAUCUCCUCGACUAUCUGACCUGUCGAAGGAAUUACAUGCUCCAGUUGCAACAGCGAGGAAUCAACUUGAAUGGAAGUCUGACCGAUCUGGAAGACGUCGAAUUUGACGACGUCGUUUCCACGCAGGACCUCCAUCGGAUCGCUAGCCAGAUUUGCUGCGGCAUGGUACGUCUCAUUUCGAAAAGUCUGACGUGUCUGCGCUCUCUUUUCCCUCACUUCUCGGAUUUUCUGUGCUUCCACUGUUUCGUUUUUUAAUAAUAAUGUUUCACAAACAGUUAGAGACCAUGAGUUCACUUCGAGCUUGAUUUUUGAAAAGUACAUGUUACAGGUUUGUGUGAACCUCUAAAGAACUUUUUUGUUCCAAUCAUUCAUCUUCUUGGAAAAGAAGUUCAUUUUAACUGUCUUUCUUGCCGUUGAGGAAAAAGAGACACAGACAGUGUUUCAGGACGAUGAAAACAUCGAACUUUUUUUCGAAUUUUGUGUCAGAUAGGCCCACCAACUUUCAGAUGUACCUCUCUUCGAAAGGAAUCGUCCACAACGCCUUAUCCGGUCGUCAUGUCCUCAUAACUUCUGACCACAGUGCCAAAAUUGCCGAUUUCGGCUUCAUUUCGACUCCUAACACUAAAACAAAGUUUUUCUCUUCAGGAGUACUUUCAAAAUAGAACUUUAUAGCCAACCCGCCGCUAACAUGGAGAAAUACACGGCUUUGGAAGUUCUGCGCGGAGAAUACUCGACAACUCUUUCUGACGUGUUUGUUCAUAGUUUUCAUUAGAAAAUGUUAUUCUUCAAGUAGUUUUGAUACGAUAGUUUUGUGAUAAUAUGUCAAAAUUAUUUUCGCUUUUUAUUAUUUUGCAUCGAAGCGCUAAAAACGGGUCUGCGCCUAACCGAUGCGAGGUCUUUAAAAUAAAGCCUGAAACUGUUUUGAAUGAUCAGAUCUGUAAUGUAAAGAAGUUUUUGCAGUUGGUCUUACGGAGUAGUUCUGUGGGAGCUGUUCACUCUUGGCGGAAGUCCCUACUGCAAAAUUCCCGACGAAGGAAUCCGUAGCCUCAUCGAAAAAGGCUAUCGCCUUCAGAAACCUGAAAAUUGCCUGCUCACCAUGUUGGUUCUCACUUAUUCAAAGAAGUAAAAAGGAGGUUCAGUUAUCAGUUGAUGCGAGAAUGUUGGUACGAUUCGCCGACAGAAAGGCCUACGUUCAGUCUCAUAGCGGCUCGGCUGUCUCAGCUGGUCACUUCUGAGCCUCCAGAGGCUUUCAAAUUUCUUUCAGUGAGCUCUUUUUCUACAAAUAAUGAAACUAAAUCUUAUUCUGUUCCAAAUAUUAAAAGAAAUUUACCUGUUUAGGGGACCUUUGUUUCAUGAAAAGUUUGGUGAAGACACAAAACUCACAUUUUUUUGAGCUUUUAUUUUGAUCGGGCUAUAUCAGAAACUUUCUAAAAAUCUAGCGCUAUUUUUUUGAUUUUUUUCAAUGGCUUUUUUUAUCUAAAAAAAUUUCUCUUGUAGAAUGAGUUGAUUUCUAGAAUAUUUUUUUCAACGUCUCAUCUGAUCAUCUGCGAUUUGAACUCAAUAAUCGCUCAAUUUCCGCUUUAUACGAACCGAUUUCUUUUAAUUUUUACGAAUUUCGGGGCAGAGUCUAAAGACAGAUUUUUAAAAUUGUUGUCUGCAUUUAAAUUCCGUAUAUAAUCUUAUCCCUUUUUUAUUGAUCCUCAGGCUCCAAACCAAUUCAUUUUUCAGAUCUCAACCUCCUGCGACUAUUACUCGGAUGAGCCGAUCCGACGAGAGUCAGUGGCCGACGCCGUCGCCGCCGACUCGACGGAGCUGAUCUCAGAAUCGGCGCGGCUUCUUGGAUUUCGAAGAUAA